Oncorhynchus gorbuscha (pink salmon) is the source of this 1655-nucleotide messenger RNA. It is a transcript of the gene map3k22, whose product is annotated as mitogen-activated protein kinase kinase kinase 22. Gene Ontology annotation, biological process: protein phosphorylation. Lineage: Eukaryota; Metazoa; Chordata; Actinopteri; Salmoniformes; Salmonidae. The transcript has 7 exons. The coding region runs from base 80 to 1039 and encodes 319 amino acids. The record is from RefSeq and is a predicted model, not a curated record. Gene Ontology annotation, molecular function: ATP binding; protein kinase activity.
AACUUUCCCUCGUCAAUUCCACUUGUCCAAUGGCUGCAAAGACUUCAGUGAUGGUCGGAGGACAUUCCCUCGGAGCUUCAUGCCUCAGGAGAACCUGUUUCAGCUGGUUCCAUCCAGUCAGACCCGGAGUUACAACGGAGACAGCACUCUACAGUACAGCGACCUCCGUACGCUGGGCCGAGGCCCAGAGAAGAGCUGCCCCCGCAGGGAAGUACCCAGAUCUCCGCAGGCGCCGGUGAACUGGCGUCAGGGGAAGCUGCUGGGUCGUGGGGCGUUUGGGGAGGUAUACCUCUGUUACGACGCCGACACCGGACGGGAGCUGGCCGCCAAACAGGUGCCCUUUGACCCAGAUUGUCAGGAAACCAGCAAGGAGGUGAAUGCUCUGGAGUGUGAGGUCCAGCUGUUGAAGAACCUGCAUCAUGAGCGGAUCGUUCAGUACUACGGGUCUUCCAGGGACCUGGAGAAGAGGAAACUCACCAUCUUUGUUGAGUUCAUGCCUGGGGGUUCCAUUAAGGACCAGUUGAAGGCAUAUGGGGCGCUGACAGAGAAGGUGACGCGGCGCUACACCAGACAGAUCCUCCAGGGAGUCUUCUACCUUCACAGCAACAUGAUCGUACACAGAGAUAUCAAAGGUGCCAACAUCCUGAGAGACUCCACUGGCAACAUAAAGCUGGGGGACUUUGGGGCCAGUAAACGCAUCCAGACCAUCUGUAUGUCAGGAAGUGGCAUUAAAUCCGUCACCGGCACACCUUACUGGAUGAGCCCAGAAGUCAUCAACGGAGAAGGAUACGGACGCAAAGCGGAUGUCUGGUCUGUGGCGUGCACAGUGGUGGAGAUGCUUACCCAGAAGCCUCCCUGGGCAGAAUACGAGGCCAUGGCAGCUAUCUUUAAGAUAGCCACGCAGCCCACCAAGCCCUUCCUCCCUGAGGGUGUUUCCGAGGCCGCCCGGGACUUUGUGCGCCAGGUGUUCAUAGAGGAGAAGUGGCGUCCCACGGCCGAGAACCUCCUCUCACACCCCUUCGUCCAAGGGGGGUUCUGACCCUGACCUCUAGCACCCCCAGGGCCACCCUGCCUCCCAGGCCUCUCCAGGCUUCCAGGGCCCAGCACCAUGAUGCCAGACCUGAUCAUAACCUGAGCCCCAGUCUCUCUCCUUCACCAGCUAACUGACCCCAGACCUGAUCAUAACCUGAUCCCUAAUCUCUCCUAUAUUUUGUCUGUCUUGUGAUCAGUGGUCACCUUCUAUAUAUUCAGUUAGGUUAAGAGCAAACUCUGAAAAUACAUCCCAUCUGUCUGGACUGUAAGUUAGUCAUCUAGUGUCCCUGUUGUCUUUGAGUAAUAUUCUGCUUCAAAGGGGAUUGUGAACAAUUUUUUGUAAUACAUCCUAGAUGAACACUUGCAGUUACCUUAACAGUUGAUGUCUAUACUUUGACCUGAGAUAUGUACAUUUAGUUUUGUCUGAAUUGCCAAACGCCUUACGAGUUGUAAAAUAGCAUUCAUGUACAUUUACAGAAUGACCCUGUUUCUACAUCAUAUCUUUCUCAUUCGGAAAGAGACUGUUGCACAUUUUAUAGCAUGUAUUCAGUAGGUGCCCCAUUGCAGGAUAAUCAACAGGAAAAAAAUAGAUGCUGUAAAUAUAUUUGACAUUUUUAUAAUUU